Messenger RNA from Carya illinoinensis, 1729 nucleotides. RefSeq names its product eukaryotic translation initiation factor 3 subunit M-like. Gene Ontology annotation, molecular function: translation initiation factor activity. NCBI's taxonomy places the organism in Eukaryota, Viridiplantae, Streptophyta, Magnoliopsida, Fagales, Juglandaceae. The record is from RefSeq and is a predicted model, not a curated record. Gene Ontology annotation, cellular component: eukaryotic translation initiation factor 3 complex; cytoplasm. The transcript is spliced from 10 exons. The coding region runs from base 134 to 1366 and encodes 410 amino acids. Gene Ontology annotation, biological process: cytoplasmic translational initiation.
ACAAAAAUACUAAAAACACAGACAAAAAGCCCACGCCCACUGUCGUCAGGGUUUCUCUUUCUCCCUCUCCGCUCUGUUGGCAGUUGCACAGUCUAGGGUUUUAAACUCUUUGCCGCUGCAGAUUGAGUGAACAAUGACGACUGUGGUUCCGACUUCCGAGGAAGAUCCUGCGCUCGCCGUUGUCCGAUUCACUUCCGAGCUCGCCUGGGCCGACGCCGGCCUUGAGGUUUCUGAGCCGCAAGUUACCAGACUUUGCUUGGAAGCUCAAGAAUGCAUGGUAAUGAACAAAUGGCUGGAGUUGGCUUCACUGAUGCUCACUUCUGCGGACUUGAUAUUCUCGAACGUGUCUGAGAAAGAUCUCGAGUGCAUCUUCACUGUUAUCUGUAAUCUCGUUACCAAGUCUGAAAGUUCAGAUGGAGAGCUUGAGAUGGCAAAACUUAUAUCUGGGAAAAUUACUCAACAACCAAAUGAUAAACCUGUGUUGCGGUUAAAAAUCUUGUUCAAUUUAUACAACCUACUGGAGAACCCAUACAGCCAGUUCCAUGUCUACAUGAAGGCCCUAAAUUUGGCAUUCAAUGGGAAAGUUACUGAACACAUCGUUCCUUCAUUCAAAAAGAUGGAUGGCUUCCUCAAAGAGUGGAAUAUCGGGAUAUCAGAUCAGCGAGAGCUCUUUCUUACCAUCUCUAAUGUUUUGAAAGAAAAUAAAAGCUCGGCAAAGGACUCUUUCAAAUUCCUGACAAAAUACUUGGCAACUUUUUCUGGCGAAGAUGCAAAUACAAUGAGUGAGGCCAAGGAGGAAGCCGUGCGUGCAAUUGUGGAGUUUGUGAGGGCACCUGACAUGUUUCAGUGUGACUUGCUAGAUAUGCCUGCUGUAGGGCUGUUGGAGAAGGAUGCUAAAAAUGCAUUGGUAUAUCAGCUUCUCAAAAUCUUUCUGACUCGGAGGCUGGAUGCCUACUUGGAUUUUCAUGCUGCAAAUUCUACUUUGCUCAAAAGCUGUGGUCUUGUUCAUGAAGAUUGUAUCACGAAGAUGCGGUUAAUGUCACUUGUGGAUCUCGCCUCUGAUGAAUCUGGCCAGAUUCGUUAUUCUGUUAUCAGAGAUACACUCAGAAUUAAUGAUGAUGAGGUGGAAUUGUGGGUGGUUAAGGCAAUCACUGUUAAGUUAAUUGACUGUAAAAUGGACCAGAUGAAUCAAGUUGUGCUUGUGAGCCGUUAUACUGAGCGUGUGUUUGGGCAGCAUCAGUGGGAAACAAUUCAAACAAAGCUUGGAACAUGGCGGGCUAAUAUUGCAAAUGUUAUCAGCACCAUUCAAGCUAACAGGGUCGUUGAAGAUAAUACACAGGCAGUGCAGGGCUUGAUGAUUAGAUAAAAAUCUUUUUCGAUCAACUGUUUAAAAGAUCAUUCAGAUAGGCUGAUGUGGUGGUGAAUCAUGAGCUCGUGGUUCCAAUUUUUUCCCCCAAUUUUGGAACCUAGCCCAAAAUUUAACUAGAUUUUUCUUAAGAGAUGUCAGUUUCGUUCAUUGUUGAUUCAAGGUCUAUUAACAAAACUUACCUGCUGCGUUUGCUUUCUUUCUUUACAAAUCAGCAUGAAAUAUUUAAAUCGGGAUUUGUCUCCGAAAAGUGAGACACGCAUUUUAGACUUUGUGGUACAUUUAGAAAAUUAGAAAUCCUCAACAGUGUAUUAUUAGUGCUGCAAUGGCUACAAGUGGAUGGGUUGAUUUGUCUCGAUCAAA